Messenger RNA from Ogataea angusta, 768 nucleotides. RefSeq lists its product as uncharacterized. NCBI's taxonomy places the organism in Eukaryota, Fungi, Ascomycota, Pichiomycetes, Pichiales, Pichiaceae. Gene Ontology annotation, biological process: mRNA export from nucleus. Bases 1 to 768 code for a protein of 255 amino acids. The transcript is spliced from 2 exons. Gene Ontology annotation, cellular component: nucleus. The record is from RefSeq and is a predicted model, not a curated record. Gene Ontology annotation, molecular function: mRNA binding.
AUGCGGGGCCGGCUAGGGUCGGCUCCCGGCCCCAGCAGCGCGGUCGAUCGACGCAGAUUUCUGUUUUUUCCUGUCUCGACAUUUGUUGACAUGUCUCUUCUUGAACAGUCUUUAGACGAGAUUAUUAACAGCGGGCCAGGCGGUCCGCGGAGGAGCCAUAGUAAGCCCCGGCAGAGGGCUCACCGAGGAGUGUCCAAGGCGCACGGGAAGCCUGCCAGGGGCAGCAGAAGACCGCACAGACCGUCUGCUCCUCUUCCUCGCAGCAAGGAGGCCGAGGAGCUCAGCGGCGGACGACCAUAUUUGCGCGUGUCGCAUCUGCACCCGGAGCUGACCGAGAAAGAUCUCGAGGGCCUUUUUUCCAGCAUCGGGGACCUGCUUUUCACCAAAAUAGAAUACAACACCAGAGGCGAGUCUACGGGAGUUGCCUUCGUUGGAUACCCGAACCCUGCCGACUGCGAGGUUGCCAUAGAGAGGUUUGACGGACGCAGGGCUGCUGGGCAGAUUAUCAGCGUGGAGAACGCGAUUCCGCUCUCACAGCGGAUCAGCGUGUCCAAACGCGGGAAGAAGGCGAGAAGUCGCGAAAGAGAGCCAAAACCGCGUCGCAAGACCGUCGAAGAGCUGGACGCAGAGCUAAACAGCUAUAUGGGCGUGCCAGAGACAAGCGGACAGGCGGCCGAGGCGCCAGCAGAGACGGAACUGCCACGCGAGACGGGCGAGGUCGGCGACAGCAAUCCUGCGUUCGCCGCUACAGACAUGAUGGUUGAAUAG